This is a messenger RNA of Pieris rapae (cabbage white), 1288 nucleotides long. It is a transcript of the gene MsrA, whose product is annotated as peptide methionine sulfoxide reductase. Gene Ontology annotation, molecular function: peptide-methionine (S)-S-oxide reductase activity. The record is from RefSeq and is a predicted model, not a curated record. The transcript is spliced from 5 exons. NCBI's taxonomy places the organism in Eukaryota, Metazoa, Arthropoda, Insecta, Lepidoptera, Pieridae. Bases 117 to 818 code for a protein of 233 amino acids.
CGUUGAUGAAUUGCGGCAGUGUUCGCCGGACCGCUGCCGCGUCUUGAUGUGUCACGGCUUCACUCAGUAUUUUUAAUACGAUUGCUGCUCGGCCCAUAGUAAAGCCUGAAAAAUAUAUGUUGAAGUUAUUACGACAUUUCUGCAAUAUGAAGCCACCAACCAAUGCCGCUCUCCUGCACGAUGUUGACAUCCCAACCAAGAAAGCAACUUUUGGAAUGGGUUGUUUCUGGUCAAAUGACUCCCUUUUUGGAGUCACACCAGGCGUCAUCCGUACCAGAGUCGGCUACUCCGGUGGUACUACGAAAAAUCCUCAUUACAGAAACUUAGGUGACCAUACAGAAGUAAUAGAACUGCACUACGACCCAAAGACCAUCACUUAUGAAGACCUACUUGAGAUGUUUUGGGCGAACCAUGAAUAUGGACUUACCACAAAAUUGAAGAGACAGUACCAAUCCCUAAUAUUAUACCACGAGGAAAAACAGCAAGACGCGGCGGAGGCCUCAUACAAAGUUAUGCAAAAUCAGUGCAACGGGCAACUUCGGACAGAGAUUGCACCAGCGGGUCCCUUUUACCCAGCUGAAGAUUACCACCAGAAAUACAGAUUGCAAGGUCACAAAGAUUUGUGUCGUAGCCUUGGUCUGGAUUCUAAGAAACUACAAACGUCCCACGUAGCGGCCAGACUAAACGGCUAUUUGGUGGGAAUUGGCGGGAAAACGCAAUUUGAACAAGACAUAGUCCGACUGGGUUUGAACGAGAAACAAGCGGAAUAUGUGCGAAGAGAGUUCGAAAGAAACGAAGGAGGCGGUCUAGCUUGUUAAAACCUUCGUGGAACUCACAUAUAGCGCGGAGCGCUGGAAAGCAUAGACUAUAUAAUAUAUUUCGACGCAUUAACAUAUUAUGACCAUUACAUAUUUUUUUAAAUGUAUGUAAAAAAUAUUUUAAUACAUGAGUUUGUUUGAAUAGCGCAAACACGACUAUUGAUUUCAUGUAUUAGGUAUACAUAGAAAGUAUUAGUUUUAAAAUGUAUUUUUGUGAUAAUAUGCUAUAUUCACAAAACAAGAUUUAUUAAAGUCUAUUUUACAUAGGUUAAUAUGACGUAAAUCAAGUGUUUUAAGAUUGUGGCUUUAGUAAAACGAUUUGUUUUCAUGCAUUUUUGAAGGAAUAUGUUCUUUCAUUUUCAUUCCAUAGUCAUUUAUCUCAUUGUAUUAAGAUUUUAGGUAUGUUUCACGUUCCAUUAAUUUAGAGAAUUAUUAAAAUUAAUAGAUCAAUUAAAAAAUAAUUAUAAUAG